AUUACCCGCGUUGAGAUGUGUACGCUCAAUGUUUACCUUGGUUUCCAGCAGAAGCUGCCAGUACCUCAGCCUUCUACUUCACUGAGCUCGGGAGAUCAUAGUGAUGAUGAGGACGCCAACGAAAAGUUCGAGCGAGAGCUGAAGUGGUGCAUUGAGCAACUCAACAUUUCACUCUCCCACGCCGACGCUAAGAAGAAAAACUACAAUGAAGAACUUCGAGCUCUCCAAACGCUCCAAAGCGUCAAAGCGCCCGUCGCGAAGAAAAGGCAGGUGAUGAGCGUUACGCUUGGGAACUACAGGGCGAAGAUGGAACAAGAGAAGGCGAAGUUCAUCACAGACUCUACCAGGAAGACUAGGUUGCAGCCUCAACCUUCUGCCGAGACAAAGUCUGUCUUCCUGAGGAAAGUGACGACAGGAGAUAAGGACAGCCAACCCAAUGGGCCAGAGACCGCUAAUGAGUUCAAAUUCAACUUCGUCAUUGACAGCGAGGACACUUGAGGUGCCUGCCUUAUCUUAAUUAUAAUAAAGUGCCUCUUGCCUGUA
This is a messenger RNA of Rhipicephalus microplus (southern cattle tick), 543 nucleotides long. RefSeq names its product UPF0488 protein CG14286. The record is from RefSeq and is a predicted model, not a curated record. NCBI's taxonomy places the organism in Eukaryota, Metazoa, Arthropoda, Arachnida, Ixodida, Ixodidae.